This is a messenger RNA of Dracunculus medinensis (Guinea worm), 702 nucleotides long. Lineage: Eukaryota; Metazoa; Nematoda; Chromadorea; Rhabditida; Dracunculidae. The record is from the annotation of a GenBank genome assembly.
AUGAUUUGCGAUGGAUUUAUAACUUUCAUUAUUUGGAGAAAUUCCUUACUAAGACAUCGUUAUAUGGUCAUUUUAAUUCAGGUAUUUAAUGACGCUAUAUUGGGUUUUGCACAGUUUAUGGCUGGAGUAGGUCGUACAGUCAUUCUAAAUUCUGGUUCUGGUGAAAGUGAACUAAAAAGCACUAGAUAUUGUAUGCUUAUGCCAUGGAAUAUAGUAUAUGCAUGGACAACAGACGGGACUGCUGUAUGUUUUCGAUCAUUAUUGCUUUGCCUAUCGGUUGCUGCAUCUAUAGGCAGUGUGUUUAUGUAUGCAAUUGUCUACAUACUAUCCCGCAGACUUAUUCGCCGCUUAAAAAAUAAUCAAAGGACCAAAAACGCUAUAGCAGCGUUUGAAGAACGUCAACUUAAACUUUCCUUAACGACUGCUAUUUCAAAUGGAUUUACUCUAAUACUUUAUGUUUUUCCAUUAACAAUUAAAGCUUUGGCUCAAAAAUAUGCAAGUCAAGAGGCAUUUCAAGUUGUCAUAUGGUAUGCAGCGAUUAGUUGUAAUUUGAAUCCAUUAGCAAAUAUUGCUGCAGUUGUUGUGAGGCAAGAAGAUAUACAGUCGUUGGUUCGGAAAACCCUUUCAUGUAUUUAUAAACAGCCUAAAAUCACGCCUCAAACAAGAACGAUAACUAAGGUAAAGCCGAAAAUAUCACCUUAG